AUGGAGCAUCCACUGGACGAUUCAGGUCAGACGCUGGAUGAUGACAUCGCCGAUCCAUCCCUUUGGCAUUGGGCCAACAUGACAGCAGACGAGACUUGUGGAGCUGUUUGCCGAAUCAACACUGGAAUACGCAAUCGUGGGAGCUGGUGGGAGGCAGUGGAACAAGCUACAGAUCAAGUGUGUUGGGGUUGCGACUUGGAGCCAUGGCCAAACGAAAGAGCAUACGGCCAUGAGAUAUGGACAGUUUUGCACGACGGUCUUCCCAUCCGGCGCGUGGCAGCCUACACCAAUCUCUGGAGUGUUCCUUGUCCAAGGGGCAUUCAGCAUCGACAUCGUGGAACUCGAUGUCUGAUUGGCCAUUUUGUGUAUGGCAUUAUGUGCUUCUUCAAGUUCAUGGGGGAGGGACGGGAGAACGUUGCCCUAACCAGUCUGGAAAGUGUUAUGGACCUGGCCUUCAUUGUUCACCACGCACCAUGUCGUAGCCAGUGGGCCUUUCCGGUGGAGGAGGUUGCAGAAAAUUACGAGCGAAUAUUGACAGACGUGUGGCACCGACACUUGCCUGUGCCAGAUCGCUGGCUGCGGGCUUCCAGUCCACUGCGAUGCUGGCGGCGAAGGGCUCCUGAGCCACAAGAGGCAAGCGCCCGAAAUCUCGAGUCCCCUCGGAUCCAGUGUCUGGUGCUCACGAUGUAUCCGCGAGAGCUUGAGAGAAUGGCUAUGAUAGUGGAGACCUAUGCCAAGUACUGUGACUCUUUACAAUUCGUCAUUGCCGGAAGUGGCCCCUCGUUUUUCAGAGGAUACCAGAUUGUCAACUUGAGGCAGUUUUUCGACAUCGCGGCUGAUCCACAGCCGACGGAAAGCUUCAGGGAACCCAACACGAUUGAAAAGACCUUUAUGGCGCUGAACUUUGCAGGGCUGCACCUUCGGCAGCUCCCAGAAGAAAGGAAGCCACAUGUCAUCUGCCGCCUGGACUCGGACACACUCUUCCUUCCUCCAAAUCUCCGACGCAUUCUCGCUUGCCGAAACUUUUCCUCUGCAGACCCGUGGGCCAUUGGUUUCGACAACUAUGCGCACAAACAUCAACAGCCAGGUCGUGUUUUUCUUAAUGGCGGAACAGGAGUAUGCUUGUCAAGAGCGGCUUUAGAAGUCCUUUCCAAAGAAAUUUCUGCGGGCAAGCUGAUGCGCAGUUCCUCUCCUGGAGACUGGAACACGGGACAUUGUGUUACUGCGCCGGGGCACUGGGACGAUGUUGUGCUGGGGGCCUGCUUGGCACAGUUGGGGGUGUCGUUCUCGCGCUGGGGUACAGACUGUGAAGGCCGAAGUCUCUUCUGGCCUGAUGGUUUGCAGUAUGCCUUUCCUGGUCCGGGGCAGAUUCGUCCUCGGAGGCUUCCUCCGAAGGGCUCAUUCUUCCAGCCACCAAGCAGUGAAGGGAAGAGAUUGCCUGGGACGGACCGCCAGCCAGAAGUCUCGAACUACCACUUCUGGCUCUACAGGGUGUGGCAGCAUCUAGCAUGCUCACCACCCAUCUGGUUGGGCGAUUUCCCAGUCAGCUUUCACCCUUACCGCAACCGGACGCUCGGCAGGAGGCACUUUGCGUACUUCCAAAGAAAGGUGCAGCUCCAGGUGGAGCGAUUCAAAGACCUCUUGAAACGUUUCCCCGAGCGCAUCAUCAUGAGAGCUGUAUGGGGCAUGAUGAAGAAAACGAAGGCCAACAGGCGAAUCUUCAAGGAGCGGCUCAAGCUCUUCGCCGGGCCUAACCACCUCUACUACAACAAGGAUCCGGUGGAGUAUCCGAUGCACAAAAUCAAGGACUGCACGCACACCUCCAACCUGCGGUACCGCGACCGACAGUUGAUCUAUCAGAAGAACCUAAAGCCGAGGGAAGAAGUGGUGCAGGCAUACGCGCAAAAGCGGAAAGAUGCGGCCACGCUGAAGAAAUACCGCGCGUUCUUGAAGAAACAGUUGUUGACACUUGGUCCAGAGGCUGUUGAGGACAUGAGCAUGGAAGACUUUGUCGAGGAAGCAACGAAGCGACAGGUCCGUGACGUCUUCACAAAGACCGAGGGUGAUGAACUGCCGAAGGAGAAGAAGGAAAAGUUGUUUUACGAAACUUGGCUUCCAAAGAAGAAGUACUCUGCCAACAAGAAUCGGCGAAAGGGAGUCAAUCACUUUGCUCCUGAUCUUAUCUGGAAACAGCCGAAAGAGGAGGAUGGAAAGUGA
Messenger RNA from Symbiodinium natans, 2217 nucleotides. NCBI's taxonomy places the organism in Eukaryota, Dinophyceae, Suessiales, Symbiodiniaceae. The record is from the annotation of a GenBank genome assembly.